This is a messenger RNA of Penicillium brevicompactum, 705 nucleotides long. RefSeq names its product isonitrile hydratase-like protein xanA (gene xanA). The record is from RefSeq and is a predicted model, not a curated record. Bases 1 to 705 code for a protein of 234 amino acids. Lineage: Eukaryota; Fungi; Ascomycota; Eurotiomycetes; Eurotiales; Aspergillaceae. The transcript has a single exon.
AUGACUUCGGAAACUUCAAAACAUUACUACAAAGUCGGGGUUCUCCUGUUUCCAGGAGCGGACAUCUUGGAUUUUGCAGGUCCGAUCGAAGUAUUGUCCCAUGUCUCACACAACCGAAACCCGGACGAUCCAGAUAGAAUGUUCGACAUCAAGAUCAUCUCUGGUAGCACCGAAGUGCGCGCUGCGGGCUCUCUUACGGUCCAAGCAGACCUCCUCAUAUCCGAGGCCCUAGCUUCACUUUCUGACUUCCAUAUCCUGGUUGUCCCAGGCGGUCCGCCGUCAGUGCUAAAUCCGCUGAUCAAAAGCAACGGGCCCGAGUUGGAUCUCGUUCGCAAGUUUUCGAACUCGCCCUCGUUGGGGGUACAGACGAGGAUUAUCUUCUCUGUAUGCACGGGUGCCUUCUUUCUCGGUGCUGCUGGUGUACUUGCCGGACUUCAUGCGACAACCCAUCACCGUGCCCUUGAAACCUUGCGUGAGAUCUGUGCUCAGUCGAAUCCCCAAAGUGAGCCCGCCACAACUGUGGUGCAGAAGCGAUACGUUGAUGGGGGCUUUUUGGAAAACAAGUCAGUUAGGGUUAUCACCGCUGGAGGGAUAAGCUCUGGGCUGGAUGCUACAUACUACAUUGUCAGCAACCUGGCAUCCCAUGACAUGGCAACAUUCGUGGCUCGCGUAAUGGAGUAUGAUUGGCGCGAGAUUCAAGAGUGA